AUGAGAAAUGAUGAAGGCAAGGGUCAGUCAAAGGAAGAGGAAGCAAGAAGUAAAGAUUCUCGUGUCAUAAUUAGCUCUAAACAAUUGCAAACUAAUCAGUCAAGUACACGGCCAUCUAAUGCACCUUCCUCUGAUGAACAGUCAUCAGAUACACAAUCUUCGAUUGUAAGCGUUGACAACGAUGUCUCUUCAGAGAAGAAAAAUAAAAACGUGCAAGAAAAAGUAAAAAAUGACAAUAGUAACAAGGUACUGAGAGCGCUUACCUCGCCAGGUGGUCGAUCUCCUGAACUUUCAAAUGUGCGAAAAUCAUCUAAUUGCUUCUCUUUUCAAUCAACUAGAGGUUUAUUUAAAUCUUCUUCUGAAAAAUCAGCUGUUGAAAAUACCUACUUGUUUAAUAUGGUAACAAUCAAAGCAACUAUUUCAUCGUUUAAACCAUUAAGACUAGUGAUGAAGAAAUCCACAAGUAUACGUGUACUGAAAAACUAUUUGCAAUCACGACUUGGUGGUGUCCAUCAAAUUAUUCUCGUUCAUGGCAAUAAAGAGUUAAAGAAUGAAUAUGGUUCUCUAGCAUCUGCUGGCGUUGUUUCAGACAGCAUUUUGUGGUUGUUGGUGAAACCAGUUGCUGGUAAUAAUGACCGAGAAGAGAUAGCUUCGCUAAUACGUAUGUCACAAUCACUUGCAAAUCUGCGGAAUUUAAUACGUGCUUUGCCACCUAUGGAUAGCGCUGAAUCAAACUUAUCAGAGUCAGUUGAAUAUGUCGAAACCUCAUCUCAAGGACAAAAAGAAGAAGAACAUGAACAAAUAAGGCGGAAAAUGAAAUUAAUAAGACAACGUCGAAGAAAGAUCCGAAACGAAAUUGAUAAUAGAACGUCGAACAAAUGUACCAAAAAUUCAUUAGAAAAUAGCGAAAGAAAUACUUUAGAAGAAACAAAUGAAAAAGAAGAGUUGUCUGAGUUACUUUCGCCAUCCGAUAGUCCUUGCACCUCACCUGUUGCAACUCCAACUGAUCCUGCUGACGUUGUUGAACAAAAAGAAUUAGCAACGUAUUUCGACCCACCAGAAACCAUAAAAGAAAAGAACUUUCAGGAGGAAUUAUUUGAUGUUCCUUCGAAUCAGAGUGAGCUACUGCAGAUAAAAGAUGAAGUGAAAAAUAAACGAUGCGGUAUGUGUCGAAUCAAAUUACGUAUAGCCGAUAGAGAAAUGCAGUGUUUAUGUGGGCAUGUCUUUUGCAGUAAGCAUCGUAAUCCACAAUCUCAUAGAUGCAGUAUAGAUUUAAAAACAGUCGGUCGUGAGCACAUAAAAAUGUCAUUACCCAAAAUGGUGCGAGACUACCCAAGAUCAAAAACAUAG
This is a messenger RNA of Thelazia callipaeda (thelaziosis nematode), 1350 nucleotides long. Lineage: Eukaryota; Metazoa; Nematoda; Chromadorea; Rhabditida; Thelaziidae. The record is from the annotation of a GenBank genome assembly.